AUGUGCUUUAACUAUAAGUAUGAUGGAGAUACAUCAUUUUUGAUUAAAGAGCUAGAAGCCGUGAGCAAGAAUUUGGGACUUCGUGUUGCACUCGACGACUUCGAAGAAUACAUUCUAGAUCAAGAGGUGAGCAUUAAUUUGCUAUUGAAGGAGUUUGGACUAGAGUCGGCAAAUGGAGUGCGCACACCAUUUGGAGACGAAUGCAAUGAAAGGGCCAAGGACGAUUGCGAAUUUUUACCAGCUACUGAUGUAAACGGUAAACAAAGUGUGAAGUCUUUUCAGUCGCUGGUGGGAAGUCUGCUACGGAUUGCAAAGUGCACGCGACCGGGCAUUUCUUUUGCGGUACACAAGACAACAAGACAGAAGCACAAUCCGACAACCUAG
Peronospora belbahrii is the source of this 384-nucleotide messenger RNA. NCBI's taxonomy places the organism in Eukaryota, Oomycota, Peronosporomycetes, Peronosporales, Peronosporaceae. The record is from the annotation of a GenBank genome assembly.